AGGUCUGGUUCACAAAAUGGCGGUUUACUUCGCGGAGCCGUGAGCAUACAGCGCGCUGCACUGCCGAGUUUCCCCGCGAUGUCGAGGCCCGCGGCGCCCAGCGCGGCUUGAUAUCGCGGCACGUGUGCGCGCGGCCGGUGGCGACGAUUAGGGGACAGGUGCGAUCCCGGGCGGCGCGCGUCGGUGACGAAACGCCGUUGGGUCGUCGGUGCGACGCGUACGGACCCGUAGCCAUGCAGAAAACAUCGCUGUACCAUCCUGAUCGACGUCGCGAACGAUUCCUCGCACUUCUCCCCGGCCUGCCGUCCAGCUUAUUUCGAAAUCGAAAAUGUACCCAUUUUCGCAAAUUGAGCUCGAAUAUUGUCGCGCACAGUCCUGCCUGCUCGUCAGGAGUGUGCGGCGCAAUUCUCACGAAAACGUUAGAAUCCGAAUCCGGUAAGGAAUCCGGUUCCGAUUCCGAGAACGAGAGCAAAAGCGACAGCUCCUCUUCCGGCAGUAACAGCGGCUCGGGAUCUGGAUCCGAGAGCGACUCUAGCUCCUCGAGCGGUUCCGGCUCCGGAUCGGGCUCCGACUCGGAAAAGUCGGAGAAGUCGGAUGCACCUGCUGCACAAAGCGAUAGCUUCCAGAGCAAAGGCUCGAAUCACAGCACCGAGGCAAAGCUUAGAGUUAAACAUGAAUCUAGUCGCGAGUGGGACGAUAAUCCUGACAUAUACGGCAUCAGGAGGUCGGGCCGUUCCAGGAAGGAGCCUGACAGACUCGCGACGAAUCGCGAGAGCGACAGUGACGGUCGCAAAAAAUUUAAGAAGAAAGGUUCACACAAUUCAUGGAAUUCAGAGAGUUCAGAUUCAGAAUCUGACGAAACUGAGACACGUAGACCCCCACCUAGCAAGUCCCUGAACAGGCGCGCUGCGCAAAAGGCGAAAGAGAAAGCCAGAGUGCGAAAGAAGCAGAUUUCUGAAUCUUCUGACAAUUCUUCCUUCGACAGCGAUGAUAAUAGAAGGCAAGUUAGUAGACGAACAGGCACCGCAGUUAGUUACAAAGAGGAAAGUGAGGAAGGUACCGACAGCGAGGAUUUGGUUGAAGUUGACGAGUCGAACGCUGCGUCAACAGAGCCCGACAAUGCGGAGACCAUUGAACAAAUUUUGGGACAGAGGAUGGGCAAGAAAGGAGUUACCGGCAACGUGACGACAAUCUACGCUGUCGAAGAAAACGGCGAUCCUAAUCCAGAGGAUCUAAGUAACGUAGAGACCGAGGUGCAAUACUUGAUCAAAUGGAAGAGCUGGUCUCACAUACAUAAUACGUGGGAAUCGGAGGAAACGUUGAAGUCACAAAAAGUAAAAGGAUUGAAGAAGUUAGACAAUUUUAUCAAACGUGAACACAGAAUCGAACAAAUGAGAGCGUACGCUGAGCCAGAAGAGUUGGAUUAUUUAGAGUGUCAAUUGGAACUUAAACAAGAUCUUCUGAAAAGUUACAACAACGUUGAGAGAAUUAUCGCUGACUUCAAGAAACCCGACUCCGAACUUCCUGAUUAUUAUUGUAAAUGGGACAAUUUGUCGUACGCCGAGGCCACAUGGGAGGAUGGAACUUUAAUAGUGAAAAAAUGGCCGGAGAAAAUAACGGAAUUUCGCGACAGAGAAGAAUCCAAAAGAACACCAAGCAAGCAUUGCAAGGUUCUCAAAUCUAGACCAAAGUUUUACCAGCUGAACGAACAACCUGUUUACAUGGGCAUAGAAAAAGAUUUAAUAUUGAGAGAUUAUCAAAUGGAUGGGCUUAAUUGGAUGAUACAUUCUUGGUGCAAGGAAAAUAGCGUUAUAUUAGCCGAUGAAAUGGGCCUCGGCAAAACAAUCCAAACGAUAUGCUUCCUUUAUUACUUAUUUCACACGCAACAACUUCACGGGCCAUUUUUACUAGUAGUCCCUCUGUCGACAAUGACUUCCUGGCAGAGAGAGAUGUCUCAGUGGGCACCUGACAUGAAUUUCGUCACUUACUUGGGCGAUGUUAAUUCUCGUAAUGUUAUUAGGGAAUACGAAUGGUGCUACCGAGGUUCGAAAAGGCUAAAGUUCAACGUCAUACUUACGACGUACGAGAUAGUACUUAAGGACAAAGCAUUUUUGGGUGCCUUAAAUUGGGCGGUAUUGCUAGUGGAUGAAGCUCAUCGAUUGAAGAACGACGAUUCGUUAUUAUACAAAGCACUUACCGAAUUCCACACCAAUCAUCGUUUAUUGAUCACUGGUACUCCGUUACAGAACAGCUUGAAGGAGCUGUGGGCCUUAUUACAUUUUAUCAUGCCUACAAAGUUUACCUCUUGGGAAGAAUUUGAGAAGCAACACGACAACGCCGCACAGAAGGGAUACUCUAAGCUGCACAAGCAAUUAGAACCAUUCAUACUGCGUCGAGUUAAGAAAGACGUCGAGAAAUCUUUACCUGCUAAAAUCGAGCAGAUCUUGCGAGUAGAAAUGACGUCCUUGCAGAAACAAUAUUACAAGUGGAUAUUGACCAAAAAUUACGAGGCGUUGCGGAAAGGCGUGAAAGGUUCUACUUCGACAUUCUUGAACAUCGUUAUCGAGUUGAAAAAGUGCUGCAAUCACGCCUUUCUCACGAAACCGAACGAGGCCGAGAGGGAAAAGACUAACGAAGAUUACUUGCAGCAAAUAAUUCGUGGCUCUGGCAAAUUAGUGCUCCUGGAUAAAUUACUAGUGAGAUUGCGCGACACGGGACACAGAGUACUAAUAUUUAGCCAAAUGGUGAAGAUGUUAGACAUUCUCGGUGAAUAUCUGCAAAAGAGGCACUUCCCAUUCCAAAGAUUAGACGGAAGUAUAAAGGGAGAGCUACGGAAACAGGCGUUGGAUCAUUUCAAUGCCGAGGGAUCGCAGGACUUUUGUUUCCUACUGUCCACGCGAGCCGGUGGUCUCGGCAUUAAUCUCGCUACCGCGGACACUGUGAUAAUUUUCGAUUCUGACUGGAAUCCACAAAAUGAUUUGCAGGCCCAGGCCAGAGCGCACCGAAUAGGACAAAAGAAUAAGGUAAAUAUCUAUCGAUUGGUUACCAAAAAGUCGGUCGAGGAAGAAAUCGUUGAGCGUGCGAAGCAGAAAAUGGUUCUGGACCAUUUGGUGAUACAGCGAAUGGACACGACCGGGAGGACAGUGUUAGAUAAGAAGAACGCGGGGACCAAUAGUAAUCCGUUUAAUAAAGAAGAUUUGACUGCUAUUUUAAAAUUCGGCGCCGAGGAUUUGUUUAAAGACGAGGAAGACGGAGAUGAGGAACCUGCUUGUGAUGUUGAUGAGAUAUUAAGAAGAGCUGAAACGAGAGACGAAGCGCCGACAACAGUUGGCGACGAAUUGUUGUCAGCCUUUAAAGUUGCCAGUUUUAAAACAGCAUUUGAAGAGGAUUUGGAACCCAUUAAUCAGGCAAAUGACAACGACGAUGAAAGUAAAGAUUGGGCGGAAAUUAUUCCGGAAAAUUUCCGAAGGAAAGUGGAAGAGGAGGAAAAGUCGAAGGAAAUGGAAGAUCUUUACCUACCGCCGAGAAGUCGGAAAACUUUACAGCAACUCAAUCAGAGCGAAGGACGCAGAAAACGGAAAAAAGAGCAAGAUGAUAGCGAGGAUGGUGAAGAGUCAGGUAGCGAGGCGGAAGGAAGCGACGAUGACAGGCCUAAGAAGAGGGGUAGACCGAGACUGCCGCGCGAGACUAUCAAGAGCUUUACUGACGUUGAGAUACGACGGUUCAUCAAAAGUUACAAAAGGUUCCCGGCGCCUGUGAAACGAUUAGAUGAUAUCGCGACGGACGCGGACUUACAAGAGAAACCAAUGUCGGAAUUGCGCUUCUUAGGCGAGCUACUGAUGUCCAGAUGCGACGCGUGUUUAGUAGAAUUCGAGAACACCUCGAAAGAGAAUAAAGGUGGCGAGGAAGAUAGCAAAGGAGGACCGGGUCGUAAGAGAGGACGCGGACCGACCUUUAAGAUUGGCAAUGUAAUGGUGAACGCGAAGUCUUUCUCGGCUGCGGUUAAAGAGCUCGAGCCUCUGGAGCAAGCUCUGCCGUCUGAUCCUGAGCAACGUGCUAAUUGGCACCUCGACAUCAAAUUAAAACCAGCCAAUUUCGAAUGCGACUGGAAUAUCGAGGAUGACACUAGAUUAUUAAGGGGUAUAUAUCAGCACGGUAUGGGUUCGUGGGAGGCGAUAAAAGCAGAUGCCAGUUUGCAACUUGGGGACAAGAUCUUUCCCAAUGGCAAUAAAGUGCAACUCAAACGCGUGAAUGCACGCGCGGAAUAUCUCUUGAAGCUUUUGAAGAAGCAGAUUGAUCUUAAGUUAGGAGUGACGCGAAUGAGAAAGCCGAGAAAGACCAAGGAGAUGAAAACUGCAAUCACUAAAGAGAUUGUAGAAGAUAACGACAGUUCUGGUGAUGAAAACAAAAAAUCGAAAUCCAGAAUUGAUAAAUCUGCGGUUAAAAAAGAAGAAGACAGCAUCGCGAAGAAAGAGAUCAAGGAAGAGAUGGAUAAUCUAUCGGAUGAAAAGAAAAAAGACAAGAAGGCCAAGAAGGAGAAGAAGGAUAACAAGAAGGCGAAAAAGAAUAAGCAAGUAGCAGGUCCCAUGCACUUUACUGCGAAUAACGAACCGAGGGCUGUCGAUGUAAUCGGCGAAUUAGACCCACCAGUAUUUGACGAGUGCAAAGAAAAGAUGAGGCCAGUAAAGAAGGCAUUGAAGGCCUUAGACACACCGGAUAUGUCUCUGAGUGAGGAAGAGCGAGUUGCUCGCGCGCGUCGAUGUCUUUUCCAAAUCGGGAAUCAUAUCAACGCAUGUCUGGCAGAAUAUAGAACUCCUGAACAAGUCGGCGAAUGGAAAAGCAAUCUCUGGUACUUCGCUUCCAAGUUUACGAACUUCACAGCGAAGAAGCUUUACAGGAUGUACAGGAACGUGGUGAAACAAGAUGGCGAUAGUAACGGCGCCACAUCCAGCCCUGAUAAAAAGGAAGACGCGUCUGGUACUGCAAAGAAACACAAUGAAAAGACGUCUCACGAGAAACAUUUCGAUAAGCAACAACAGGCAGACAGCAGUAAUAAGGAUAGCAGAAUAACGAAACGUAAAAUUGACGAUAUCGAGGAGAACUCGAAUAGCAGUACGCAAAGUAAGAAACUCCUCACGAGUAUUUCCGCUGUUAGCAGCAAUCUCAGCAGCACGUCUGCAGUAACUAUUGGUGCUCUUACAAUUACGCCUAUAACGUCGGCGCCAAAUUCCACAUCGAGUACUACUAACAGUGCAGACAUAUCGCGACACAAAGAGCAAAAGGAAUCGAAGCACAAAGAUAUGAAAAGAGAUAGGGAUCGUGACAGAGAUCGAGACAGAGGACACGACAGAGGCGAUAGAUUAGGCAUAGGGAAAGACGAAAGAAUGAGAAGGGAUGGAUAUAACAUGGGGCAUUACAGUGGUAGCAGGGAAGAUGAUCAUUGGUUACCUAGAGACGGGAGAGAUAUGAGAGACAGCAGAGAUAUGAGAGACAGCAGGUACGGAUUCGCAGAUCAUAAACGUGAUCGUUUCGAACCUUACGGUCGGAUGUCUAGUGGUUAUCACAGAGAUAGAGACAGAGAUCGGGAUCGUGGUAUGCUCAUGAACGACAAAAGAAAUGAUUAUUAUACCCGAUACCCACCGAGUUACGGAUAUGGACCAGGUAGCUAUGGUGGUAGCAGUGGUGGUAGUGGUUAUCCUUCUCCGGAUAUUCCAUCGACUCACUACAGAAAUCGUGGCUACGCGGGUGACAGCUACCCGAACGAAUGGCGGCAGAACAAAGAUUACAGGCGAGAUUUCGAUAGAAGACCACCGCCACCAAACGCCAACUCCUAGUGCUUCUUUCUUCCUCGGUUGUGACACGGUAUCAAAACCGUUUUGUGCAUAAUUUUGUUGCGAGUGAGAGCGUUUGCGACGACACUGAUUCUUUCAUUGCAUGGGAGAGAAGUACUGAAUGCACGGUGCACAAUAAUUCUGUGAGCAUGCACCAUACUUGUAUCUAUGUAUAAAAAAAAAUUAUUCUGAUGUUUAUCAUAUGCGGAUAAUAACGAUAUUGAAGGUGUCUAGGACGUGUGUGGUACUCCCUAUUAGAAACUUUUACGGUUAAGUAGAUUGUGGAAAGGAAGAAGAAACGAGGGAGAUCGAGUUAUAGCUUUAGCGUAUAACUCGAAAUAAUAAAUUUUUAUAUAUCGGAACUUACAUAUUGAAAUUCGACAAGGGAUGAGAGAUACGAACGAGUUAAUAGUGUGUAUUCGCUUCUUUUUAAGUGGAGAUUGUAACCAGUAUAAUUUCGUUGAAUCUUGAUCGUUGCACGCGAAGAUCAUUUUAUUCGAAGUGAUUUUUCCGCACGAAAAUCCGAUAAGUUCGCCCAAUUAUACUCAAGUACAACUCUAAAGUACGAUUGUACGAUUUUACAAUCCUUUUUUAUUAAUAAACUAAUUCUUUUUCACAUAUUCGAGUUCGAUUUUAUCAUUGUGCAAUUGUGAGGAAAAUUCACUGUUGGAAUCAUGAAUAUAUAUUUUCUAUUGCAUAGCCUGGAUGUGGCCCAGUUUAACAGUUUGAAAUAGUAUCUGCUCCUGCUAGUGUUACUAACAUUGUCAGCGUUUGCACAAAUUAAUCGGUGUUUUCAAAGAUCUUAACAUUCUAGAGCGUCGCAGGUUCUAGGUAAUACUAAAUGGGCAUUGUUCUGAAUUGCUCCCGAACAUUGAUAGAAAUCAAUUGAUUAUGUUGUAUCUUUUGUAUAUUUCAUUUUAACAUAAGUAAAUUGCUUCCGCGCUACGCGCAUAUAUUUUGCAUUUUCGAUUGUAUCAACUAAUUAUAUAUAUAUAUACAUAUAUAUAUAUAUAUAUAUUCAGUUUAGAAACUUAGCUUGCGCACAUAACCGCCUCGAAUAAUGAUACCUGAUUUCGCUGUUCUCAUCUGAGAAUCGGAGAGUAACAUAUUUAGCCAGCUCUACGCUAACACGAUCCACUCUGAUGACGUUGCAGUAGAUGUAAACGGACAUAGUGCGUUGUAUAAUAUCUGUGAAAUUGUACAAAUCUAACCAACAUAUAAAUUUUCUAUAUGUAAAAAAAUUGAAACACUUAAAAAAAACAUCGUGUUUCACAGAGAUGAGAUGAGAUGAUAGUGUCCGGUAUGCACACUGAAAAUCAUCAUCUAUUGCACUUGCUAGCGAAAUACCGGUCGCAGGGACAAUGCGCUAAUUCAGUAACUACCGAACGUAAUAUGUUACGCAAAUCAAAAUACAGUGAAAACACAGUUUGGCUCACACCUUCUUUUUUUUUCGAUAGUCUUCUGACGCGUUUGUGAUUUAAAGAGUAUAGGAAUAGGUAAGAAUACUAUUUUUGCGUUCAUUAUUUUAUGGUACCAUAGUUUUGUAUUCUGAGCAUACAAAACCAAUGUGACAUACUUGUAAAUAUUAGCAUAAGAUCGAUAGUUGUACUCUGUUCGUAUCGAACUGUUAAAUCACUUAAUACAGCAUUAUGCUUUCCUUAUUUAACAUAGAAUGCGAGGAGGUAUUUGCUACCUCAAUUUUGUUUCAGCCAAAAGGGAGAAGAAAAAGAAAAAGCGGAAAAAACAUUGAUAUAAGGAUUUUAUAUUAUGUAUAGUCAAGAGCAUCCCUUAUAAAUUAUUAAUAUUUUUCUGUAAGGAUUUGAAAUAUUGAUUCUAAAGAUAAUCAUGUUGUCCAAUUAAUAAUGAACUGAUAUGAUAUUUCUUCUUCUUUCAUAAGGGAAGGCUCCUCAGUUUUAUAUUCAUCGAACAUGCAGAGAAAAACAGGGUCGAGCUUUCCUCGACUUGUAGAACGUACGUUAUAUUGUAUGAUCCGAGACUAUCGACACUGCAUGCUGAACACAGUCGUAUUAACAGUGUAUAAAAUAAAUUAUUUUGUAGAUUAUUUUAUGCGCUCUUGUGAAGCCAAUUUUGCAAUUUUCAUGUGCAUUUCUGUAAAUAGUAUAUGAGAAAGUAAGGUAACAUAUUCGCGACGAUACAGUUUCGUGCUAAGAAAGAAAAGAACGUAGUUAAUAUUUGUUUGGAGGCAGGGUUGACUACGUGGCAACAGAGGUCUGCUGAUUAGAGAUUUUCAUUUGCGAAGUGACGAUUCAGGUGCAGUGAUAGCUAUUUAUAAUUUAUUGCGAGCAUUAUGGGAAACGGCGAUGCGGCGUAUACAACAAUGCACAGUACGGGGGUAAGAAAGAUGCGAGUUGUAAAUAUCGAUUCAAAGAAUGAAAUACAGUGGUAUAUAGUGAAAUAGAGUUUAAUGCGUAUGUUAGAUAUGUAAAGCGAUCAUAACGUAUUUUAUCUAUCUUUAUUGUAGAUUGCUCUGCGUUUCUGAAAAUAUAUCUGCAGAAAAGUUUUUCAUGGUA
Molecule: messenger RNA, 8362 nt
Organism: Vollenhovia emeryi
Lineage: Eukaryota; Metazoa; Arthropoda; Insecta; Hymenoptera; Formicidae
Gene: Chd1
Product: chromodomain-helicase-DNA-binding protein 1
Exons: 24
Coding region: 234-5834 (1866 amino acids)
Biological process (GO): nucleosome organization; regulation of transcription by RNA polymerase II
Cellular component (GO): nucleus; chromatin
Molecular function (GO): ATP hydrolysis activity; chromatin binding; ATP binding
Source: RefSeq, a predicted model, not a curated record